AUGUUGAAGAUUCACAUGGAAGUGAGUAAAAAUCCGGGAGUGAACCUCUACCAAGGAAAAGACCAACCUAAUAAAGGUAAAGGUAAAGGAAAAGGAAAGGGGAAACCGAAAGAUGAAAAAAAGGCAGCAUGUUAUGUGUGUGGCAACGAAGAUCAUAUGUCUCCAAAGUGCCCAGACAGACUGCUACCAAAAACCCAAUGGAAGAAUCAGGAUCAAUAUGUUGACUAUGGGAAGAAGCUCAAUCUUAAUCAGAUUGGAGCAAGUGUCCCAGCUACUGUUCCAGCUAUAAUUCCUGGAGCUUCAGCAUCCACAAGUGGAGCAUCAAGUGUUGCGGAAGCGUUAACACACCUUUGCGACUUGCUGGUACUACAGUGUGAUCGGGCGUUCAUUCCGCUCACGGAUGAUAUGCUAGACUAUAUGGGUGUUACUAUUGACCCGACUGCAGCUGGAGACCAGGAGCCUACCGCUGAGCGAAACAAUAGGACGCUGAAAGAAAGAGUCAGGGUAGCUCUUGCACGAUUACCCUACAAAGUGGUCCCAAAAGCUAUCACUGAAUGUCUUGGACGUCGAGUCGCCGAGCUAUUGAAUGUCUUUCCCCAGAAAGACAGUAUCUCAUCACAUUUCAGUCCACAGCAACUCAUUGAUAAUGUCAAUAUCAACUACAAGAGUGAAAUGGUUGCUGAGCAGUUGGGAUGGAUUCUAACAAUUCGAUGGAACCCCAAAGUCAUUGUACUACCCGUUACCGAUCAAGUAAUCCAGUGUGUUGAAGCUUGGGCUGCUGCCGAAGGUGUUACUUCCAUGAAGUUCUUUGAUAAGAAGAGAGAUUUGGAGACAUUUCAAGAUGGCGAUCAAAUCGCAGGAGUGGAUGACACGGAACAAGGUUACUUAGAAGAAGCCUUUGAUCAGGACUAUGAACCUGAAGAAGAAGGUGAACGUGAUUUCAAUCUACAUGGACAAUACAAUGAUAUCGAUGACUCCAAAAGAGAAGAACUCUUGGCAGAUGCAGACAAUGAUGUCGCUGAUAUGCCAGAACUCACUGUCAGAUUCCAAGGAGAUGAUGACUAUGAAUCAGAUGACGAUUCGGGUCAUGAAGGCGAUGAAGAGGAAGAACCUAUUGUGGCCGAUUUGGAUCACCAUCAAGAAAAUGUCGAUAGAGGAACCGAUGAUAUUGGGAGCCUAGUUACUGAUCUGGAGGACCUACAAGAGCCGCCAGAAGAAGAGAUUGUAUUUGAGCCUGAAACGCCUCAAGUAGCAAAAGUCACUCGAUCUGGGCAAAUGUAUGCGCAAGCUGCAAUGUCUGGGCUGAACCUUUCUCAAGUUCCAAAGAGACCAAGAGAAUAG
Molecule: messenger RNA, 1341 nt
Organism: Cylindrotheca closterium
Lineage: Eukaryota; Bacillariophyta; Bacillariophyceae; Bacillariales; Bacillariaceae
Source: the annotation of a GenBank genome assembly